UUGUAGCUGUUUAAUAUUACAAAUCCAUAAUUUUAUACUGGAUUGGAAUGCGUUCACACGUCAAUUACUUAAUAGUGACAUAUUUUUUUAUAUUUCCCAAUCACGGAUACCCACUUAUCUAUCUCUCUUUUGUUAUGAGCAAAAUCUCACUUCUCUCUCUCUGUCUGCUGAUCUUACCAUCCUUUGUGCCAAAAAGAGAAGGGUCUCUCAAGAGACAAGUGUUAGGAUUACAAAGACAACACCAGCUUCCUCUUCUCGACACGACCCUCCGUCAUGUCUGCGCCAGCUAUGUCCUCUCCUUGCCAGUUGCCACGUUUUAAUACUCCCUUCCACUAUAUAUACACACACUUACAUUUCCUCAUGUCUUGCCUUGUCACUCACCAAAAGUCGUCAAAUAACAACUCCUUCGAGCUGUCAACAUCAGCAUAUGUCAUCCAUAGAACCAAACGUAAUGAUGGUUGGUGCAAAUAAGAAACAACGAACGGUCCAAGCUAGUUCAAGGAAAGGCUGUAUGAGAGGAAAAGGUGGACCUGAUAACGCGUCUUGCACAUACAAAGGCGUUAGACAACGCACUUGGGGCAAAUGGGUCGCUGAGAUCCGUGAGCCUAACCGAGGAGCUCGUCUUUGGCUCGGCACUUUCGACACCUCCCGAGAGGCUGCCCUGGCUUAUGACUCCGCAGCUCGUAAGCUCUAUGGGCCUGAGGCUCACCUCAAUCUCCCUCAGGAGUCCGUAAGAAGUUACCCUGAAACGAGACAAACGCCAAGCAGCAACUCGGGUGGAAAAAGCGACUGCUGGUUCAACAAGGAGUCGCCUUGUUCAUCUAACGAGAUGUCAUCGUGGGGAACGAGAGAGGAGAUAUCAUGGGAAAAUAUGAACGCUGAUUUGCCGGUAACGGAUGAUUCUUCUAUAUGGGAAGAAGCUACAAUGUCGUUAGGGUUUCCGUGGGUUCAUGAAGGAGAUGAUAAUUUUUCUGCGUUUAAUACUUGUAUUUCCGGUGGCUAUUCUAAUUGGGAUUCCUUUAAUUUCCCCACUUUCAGGUUUCACUAAACUCUCUUAAUUAUAAAGACCUUAUCAUAUACAAUAUACAAAAUAUACGUAAAAUAAUCUGGGAUAGGAAUAUGUCUUUAAUAAGCAUACAGCAUGUGUAAAAUAUACAUCAGCUCCGUGUUAUAUAUAUGUACAUGUACAUGUGGUUGUCUGUAGUGUAAAGCAGAUUCUUUCGAUUGUUUGUCAAUCCGCCCCGCUCCGAAUCAUUUUUUCGAUUCAAAAACUCGAGCUGCACAACAAAAACUUUUAUAUCAGUAUCCGUUCUGCUAAAAC
This is a messenger RNA of Brassica napus (rape), 1321 nucleotides long. Its product is annotated as dehydration-responsive element-binding protein 2D. The record is from RefSeq and is a predicted model, not a curated record. Lineage: Eukaryota; Viridiplantae; Streptophyta; Magnoliopsida; Brassicales; Brassicaceae. Gene Ontology annotation, molecular function: transcription cis-regulatory region binding; DNA-binding transcription factor activity. Gene Ontology annotation, cellular component: nucleus. Gene Ontology annotation, biological process: response to stress; positive regulation of DNA-templated transcription. The coding region runs from base 428 to 1048 and encodes 206 amino acids. The transcript has a single exon.